UUUAAAAUGAUUUCUAAAUUUGAGGAAAAUGGACGCAAUAUUGAAUAAAAAUGUGCACUUUUCGGAUGACGUCACCCCCCAACCUCCAGAGGAGGUGGAGGUGUGGGCGCCCUGGACCAUCGCCAUGCCCGCCAAGAGCCCUAAGGCGCCGCCUCCUGUCCACGUGCGGACCGCUGCGGGCCCGGCCUGGGACAUCGAUCAGGUUCUAAAAGCAGCACGCCUCCUCAGCAAACCACCAUUGACAGUCAACUUCGAAGACGAGCAAGAGAUGCGAGCCGUCUACGCACUUAUCUACGAGGUGUUCAGAUAUAAAUCGAUAUUGGAUCAAGCUAUCGAUGAUGUCAAUUUCUUCGGCAAUUAUCCACAGUUCAGGAGCCACCGUCACAUAACCUGGCUGUUCCUCAUGGAGCUGGCCCGCCGCCGCUGGGUGGCCCGCAGCCAGGAGGAGGUGGAAUCAGCCAAGAGUCUCCUGGCGGCAGCCGGGGAACCGUUCCUGGCGGUGGAGACAGCCAUUUGGGAUGAACGGGUUCACUUCGCGGCUGCCAUCGCGAGAAUACGGAUCAAGAAUAAGGCUUUCUCGCUAUCCGAGUUGCUGCCCCCACAUUUGCGCGAGGAGCGAGUGUCUGCUACACUAAACAGGACUACAUUGACGGGAUGGGUCAAUACUUUCAAAGCCAAGAAGUUGUCCCUUCUGGUGGAAGAUCUGAGGCAACAGGGCUACACAUACAGCACUUCCAGGCAGCUGUGCGCCGGUGAAUUCCGCUUCGACCGCGUCUGUCCCAGAUUCAUAACUCUUCGGCCGCCGGCUAACCAAAGCAUUGGUCAACUGGAUUUAAUCAAGAACGGUGUUAUAGUGCUACAGGAGCGCGAGUUCUGCGAAGGCGCCUCAACCCUCUGCCGGGCGCUGCAGGCCAACUCCCUAUGUGGUGUGGUCGCACAGACCCACGCGUCUUCCCCGCGCUGUUCCGCCUACCUGGCUGCGCUACUGAAGGAGCUGGCUGCGGUCAUCCGAGCACAGAAACCGCCAGCGCCGGUCACGCCCGAACUGGGCAGAUUGGUUGUGUUCGGUGCUGGAGAUAGGCUAGAGAGCUACGUAAGCGCUUUACAGGAGCUAGGAGUUGAGGCGUCCGAUUGGUCGCAAUCCGACUCAUCGGUGUGUGUGUUGAGGGAGGCCAUACAUUGCGAUUGUCCGACUGUGACUAGUGCUCUGACUGGAGUGGUAGCGGCUAUAGCUACGCCACCCAACUCGUAUUCUGCUGUCACGGAUCCUAUAGACUUGGUGUGCGGCCGCGGCGGUGAUUUGGCUAUGCUUGAGAUCCUAACAGAAUCUGAAAUAGACAGCGAAAGCAGAGCACGUGUGCAGAAUGUUCUUGAAGAACAGAAGAAGACAUUAAAAGCACUUAUGUCUAAACCACAGAUCCAGUUAAUCCUAUACGAGACCCACUCGUCUCUGGAUGCGGAGAACACCGUCCAGGUGACGCGAGCCGUGGCCGAGGCGAACAGACUGGCGAGAGAGAAACACGCGCUGAAGAAGAAACAUAAAGAUCAUUCUAGUGUAUCCCAAAUGAAAGAGGCAUCCUCCACCACAACUUUAGACCUCUCCCGCUCCGAUCUCGACAAGGAGGACGAUGACGUCACAACUCCACGGACAAGACCAAUGUCGUCACCGCCAGCUACCGCCAGGACGGAGGCCACAGUGGUCAGGAAACGGGCGGAGAGCGCCGAUGUGGAUGCCAGGCCGAACGAAGCCAGGCCCAUACCGGAGAUGCACGCUGAUGACCCCAUACCCCAUGAUCCGGAUAAAGACUGCCCCAAUGUUUUUGUGCCAGAUACAGAUUUGUUUGAGAUUCAUCAGUUGCCUCAUCUCAAUAACGGCGUUGAUAUACACAACAUACUGGAUAAAGACGGCUGCUACCUCGGCUUGAUACAGAGGAAGGAGAUAACUCGUCUGGACGCGAAAUACAUGAUACGAGUGGCGGAGGAGCGCGGGCUGUUCGGUGCGGGCUCGCCGGCGCCGCGCCGCAAGCGACACGAGACAGACAAACCCAAGCAGAAACGACACAAACAGACCUUCGAGGUGGAACGGGUAGCGGCUCCGACGUACGCGUCGCUAUGGCGGGCUCACCGCCGCGGCAGCGCGCCCGCACGAUACACGGGUGCGGGCAUGAACGACAGCGGCGGCGGUAGCAGCGGCAGGAGCGAAGGCGGGAGCGGCGGCGGAGGCGGGAGCGUGACGCGCGUGUGCUCGCGCCACGAGCGUCGUUGGGCCGCUGCUAAUACGCACGCGGUGUGCGCGUGUAUUGCGAAACACAGGCCCCAGCAGCGCGAGCGUCGCGCGUCAACGGGCGAGUCGCCGGCGUGUCGCCAGUUGUAUCCAGUCGUCGUCCACGAUCUACGGCUCAAGCGAGUUAGAUACAACAUCGUCGCGUAAGGGUUCAUUCAGACCGCAGACAAAGACUCAUAGCAAAAUAAAUCUCUGGCCAUCUCACAUCUAUGUCAGUGGCCGUCCACGGCCUACGGCUCAAGCGUUGGAGAUACAAUAUCGUCGCGUAAGAGCGAACAGAGCUAUCUGAUAGAAACACAUUGCAAAUCUGAGACCUACAGGUCUCUGAUUCACGAUUUCUGUUAUAACUCGGAUUCGGAAACUUUACGUGCGAUCAUCAUUCAAAACUCAGUGCGGCGAUCGUUGAUUACAUUCGCGCGGUGAAGUUUCCGAAUUCGAGUCGAAUUGCGCUCCAAAUUCGAGUCGUGAAUCAGGGCCCAGAUGCUCAUUUAACUUAACAGAAUAUUGUUUUCUAACUUGAAUGAAAGAAACCUAACUUUUAAACUAAAAAAAUGU
Aricia agestis (brown argus) is the source of this 2839-nucleotide messenger RNA. RefSeq lists its product as uncharacterized. The transcript has 17 exons. The coding region runs from base 29 to 2431 and encodes 800 amino acids. Lineage: Eukaryota; Metazoa; Arthropoda; Insecta; Lepidoptera; Lycaenidae. The record is from RefSeq and is a predicted model, not a curated record.